Messenger RNA from Clonostachys rhizophaga, 645 nucleotides. The record is from the annotation of a GenBank genome assembly. NCBI's taxonomy places the organism in Eukaryota, Fungi, Ascomycota, Sordariomycetes, Hypocreales, Bionectriaceae.
AUGGCUACUGUAGUGGUAACCACUUCUGAGCUCGCACAGCAUUGUACAGCGAACGAUUUGUGGGUUUCAGUUCAUGGAAAUGUUUAUAAUUUGACAUCUUUCCUAAAGGACCAUCCAGGCGGUAUAGAUAGUAUUCUUCAAUGUGCUGGAGAUGACGGGACGGAAGCAUACGACUAUGCAGGGCAUAGCAAAAGCGCUUCGGCAACUUUAAAGCGUUUUUUGAUCGGGCCCUUGGAAGGGCACGACGAGAAACUGUCCGAACAGGAUGAUCGAUCGGACACAUUAGUAAAGCCUGAGUUACAGAGCCCACGCAACAGCUAUUUACCAGCCAGCUAUUCUUUGAUCGGAUUCCUGCGACUUUUCUUGGGCACAGCCUUGGGAGGAUUUUUCAUCGCGAUUGGUAGCCGAUUUGCGCUCCAGAAUCAGUCAUUCCACACUCUUAUUGCUUUAGGGAAGCGGGCUAUGGAUUCCAUUGGUGCCUUUGGUGCUGGAGCUCUGCUAUCCUCUUCCGUCGCUCUUGUUGUUUUUGCAUAUGCCUACGAGCAGUUUCGCAAGACUUUGCACCACACAAAGGAGCCAUUUGCUUAUCCGCCUAUUAUUCCUCGGCCAGUCGGGUUUUCAGAUAGACGAUUUUUCAAACAGUGA